AUGCAGUAUCCAGAAGUACCAACCAUCACCCUUCCAGACGGGACUUCUCCUUCCAUCCUGUCGGGUAUCCCCCCUGAGAAGCUCCCAAGUUUGCCUCCGUCUGUGCAAAGGAAACUCGUUCGAGCGUUGGAGGACCUCUUGCAGAAAGCUCAUGCAAUGCCCCGCGGAAAGACAGUCAAGGAAGACCAAGACAGACAUGUCUUCAUUGAUGCAGUCAGCUGGCAACUUGCGACGUGCCUCCGCUACUCGAUGCCAACUCGCAUUGCUGAGGCUGUUGCUUCGUUGACUUUCCUCACUGAAGCCCAUAGACGCAUCUACAAAGGUACAAAAGUGGACGUCAUUCCUACCCUCUACCUGGGAGUUGCCCUAAGCAGGAUAGAAGGAGAAGAGGAACGCGCCCUCAAGACGUUCAAGGAAGCAUUCGAUAACCUCCACGCCUCGUCUCAAGUUCCGGCUAAGAAUCUUAUCUGGGCGCGUGCCAAUAUGGCUCGAAUGCUUCGCGGCAUGGGGAGAAAUGCGGAAGCGAGUAUCCAAGAGAGACUGACUAGCCUCAGAGAGUGGAUUGUGAACAAUUCCUUAGAUUUUUUCCCUAACGUGAUCACAAACGCCAUCGCUGAUGACAUCGGUACUGGAGCCCAUAUACUCGACCACAGAGAUGUGAUCGCCCAUUUCAGCCGAUUUCGAGAGUUGGGGCCCAAUCAAUGGGUUCUCGACGACAAGAUUGUUCUGACCAAGUGA
This is a messenger RNA of Cyclocybe aegerita, 738 nucleotides long. The record is from the annotation of a GenBank genome assembly. Lineage: Eukaryota; Fungi; Basidiomycota; Agaricomycetes; Agaricales; Hemipholiotaceae.